Molecule: messenger RNA, 504 nt
Organism: Helobdella robusta
Lineage: Eukaryota; Metazoa; Annelida; Clitellata; Rhynchobdellida; Glossiphoniidae
Exons: 2
Coding region: 1-504 (167 amino acids)
Source: RefSeq, a predicted model, not a curated record
AUGCCUUGUAGAUUUUUAUGUUUUAAAACACCCGAAACAAAAUCUAAUUUUGUUUUGAUAAGGAAGGGUGUGAAAAGACUUGGGAGAGUCCGCUCUGGGUUGACUAGUGAGGCAGCUUCGAAUAAUCAGUGCCUCUUCUGGUCCCUAAGAGACUUAACGCGUGAUUCUAUGCUCAUUGGCAUAUGUUGUUCUGACUCUUGUUGUCUUGUGUUGGUCGUGCGAAAGCCGAUCAGACUUGACGGCCCAGUGAAAACAGGCCAAGGUUGUGCGAAAGCCGACCGACUGACAGACAGGCCCAGUGAAAACAGGCCCUUGGUCGUGCGAAAGCCGAUCAGACUUGACGGCCCAGUGAAAACAGGCCAGGGUUGUGCGAAAGCCGACCGACUGACAGACAGGCCCAGUGAAAACAGGCCCUUGGUCGUGCGAAAGCCGAUCGGACUUGACGGCCCAGUGAAAACAGGCCCUUGGUCGUGCGAAAGCCGAUCGGACUUGACGGCCCAGUGA